Molecule: messenger RNA, 811 nt
Organism: Melitaea cinxia (Glanville fritillary)
Lineage: Eukaryota; Metazoa; Arthropoda; Insecta; Lepidoptera; Nymphalidae
Product: mitochondrial translation release factor in rescue
Exons: 3
Coding region: 151-579 (142 amino acids)
Biological process (GO): translational termination
Cellular component (GO): mitochondrion
Molecular function (GO): translation release factor activity
Source: RefSeq, a predicted model, not a curated record
CAAAAUCAUUGCGAUUUACGGACGUAAAAUACUACAAAAACAGAAUAUCUACUGAAUUCAAACAGAAUAAAUCUUUAAGUAAACCAGAAGACAUCACUUUCGCAUUUAAGAAAGGAGAAGCGUUACUUCAACGUGGCUCAGUUGUAUAAAAUGCUAAGUGGGAGGAUUACUUCUGUAAUUCGAAGCAGUAGAGUAUUCAUCAAUGUAUGCACGGCAUCAAAACACACUAUAGAUUAUUCUAAAGUUCCUCAAAUUAGUGAGUUGGAUCUGUCUGAACAAUUUGUUAGAGGUGGAGGACCAGGUGGCUCAGCUGUAAAUAAAAAUGCAAACUGCGUUGUUCUAACUCAUGUGCCCUCAGGAAUAGUUGUAAAAUGUCACAUCAGUAGAUCACAAGACGAGAACAGAAAAAUGGCGCGCGAGAUGUUGAUCGAAAAAUUAGAUACACAACUUAAUGGCGAAAACAGUGUAUCAGCACAGAAGAAAAGGUUAGCAGAAGAGAAACAUAAAAAAGCAGAUUAUAAGAAGAAGAAAAGGGCACAAUUGAAAGAAGAAUGGAAGAAACGAGAGGGAUUGCUUUAGUUUCUUUUAGAUUUUCACUUAACAACUGAAUUUUAACAGUCAAUAAUACAUUUUUAAACAACUUAUUUUCAAAAAAAUUUAGUAAUAAUAAUAGUGUUCCUUUAUUUGUUAGGAUAUGGUAUAAAUGAUGUGAAACUACAAUCUAUAAAAUUAUCAAUUUGUAAUAUAACUGAAAAUUUUUACUUGCAACAUGUAGUUCAUUAUUUUUGUGAAAUAAUAUAAUGAUGAUGAA